AUGUCCAGGCCUGCCUGUAGCUGGAAAUUGGCCUGCUGCUGUGGUACUGCUGCUUGUUCCCUGUGCUGCAAAUGUUGCCCCAAGAUAAAACAGUCAACCAGCACUCGGUUCAUGUAUGCGCUUUACUUCAUCCUGGUGACUAUCAUCUGUUGUAUCAUGAUGUCAACAACAGUAGCAAACGAAAUGAAAACGCACAUUCCCUUCUACAAGGAGAUGUGCAAGGGCAUUCAGGCAGGUGAGAUGUGCGAGAAGUUGGUGGGAUACACUGCAGUGUAUAAAGUCUGUUUUGGAAUGGCCUGUUUCUUCUUUUUGUUCUUCUUGUUCACCAUCAGAAUUAACAGCAGCAAAAGCUGCCGAGCCUACGUUCAUAAUGGAUUCUGGCUCAUUAAACUUAUACUUCUGGCAGCAAUGUGCUCAGGAGCCUUCUUCAUUCCUGAUCAGGACACUUUCCUCAAUGCCUGGCGCUACGUAGGAGCAGCAGGAGGUUUCCUUUUCAUUGCCAUUCAACUCAUCCUGCUUAUUGAGUUCGCACACAAGUGGAAUAAAAAUUGGACUGCAGGUGCAAACCACAAGCAGCUGUGGACUGGUUUGCUUGCCCUGGUCACUCUCAUCUUGUACUCCAUUGCUGUGGGAGCCCUGGUCCUCAUGGCUCUUUUCUAUACACGCUCAGAGGGCUGCACGUACAACAAGGUCCUGAUCGGUGUUAACGGCGGCCUGUGCCUCUUUGUGUCGCUGGUGGCCAUAUCACCCUGCGUCCAGAAUCGCCAGCCCCAUUCUGGUUUGCUGCAGUCAGGAGUUAUCAGCUGCUACGUCAUGUACCUCACUUUCUCAGCACUAUCCAGCAAGCCACCAGAAACUA
Messenger RNA from Apaloderma vittatum (bar-tailed trogon), 859 nucleotides. RefSeq names its product serine incorporator 5-like. Gene Ontology annotation, cellular component: membrane. The record is from RefSeq and is a predicted model, not a curated record. The transcript has 7 exons. Lineage: Eukaryota; Metazoa; Chordata; Aves; Trogoniformes; Trogonidae. The annotation marks the transcript as partial.